Molecule: messenger RNA, 1954 nt
Organism: Aedes albopictus (Asian tiger mosquito)
Lineage: Eukaryota; Metazoa; Arthropoda; Insecta; Diptera; Culicidae
Product: SET and MYND domain-containing protein 4
Exons: 2
Coding region: 2-1822 (606 amino acids)
Molecular function (GO): protein binding
Source: RefSeq, a predicted model, not a curated record
CAUGCUUGUGGCUGCUAACUGCCACCCAUAUUUCGCAGAACCCGAUCGGAACGAACCUAACAGAAUGGAUGCCCUCACUGAGCUGCUGUGCGCAUACAUGACUGCUCAGGGUUCCAGUACGGCCCAUUUGGCGCAAGCCCUUCGCGUCAACCGGAAGCCCAUGUCCACCUAUACGUCGGAGUUCAUGGUUCGGGCACCGCACAUGCAGAAGUGCGAUGUAACGGCCUAUCGGAACUGGGUGCUCAAGAACGGGCCCUUUAUUGACGAAACGGUCGCUCCGGAUUUGAUCAAGAGUAACAAACGGGCAGCGGACGUGCGCCAGGCGGGUAAUCGAUUGUAUCUGGCCAAGGAGUACACCGAAGCGCUGGAAAAGUACAACGAAAGCAUCUGCUGGGCGGAUGGGCCGGACUCGGAGGAUUUGGGGAUUGGUUACGCUAAUCGGUCAGCCAUUUACUACGACAUGGGUGAGUACGAGCUCGGCCUGGCGAACAUCGCCCUCGCCAAGAAGCACAACUAUCCUCAACGUUUGAUGCCAAAGUUGCUGGCGCGGGAACUCAACUGCCGGGAGAAGAUCACCAACGGGCAAUCCAGGUUGGCCAUGCGUUGCCCUUCCCUCGCCAUGAAAGUCGAACCCGACCCGAAAAUACCAUACAUGGCUGCUGGGAUUGUCGAGAAAGAGUUGCCUACUUACGGUCGAUCGUUGAUGGCCGAGCGUCCAUUCAAAGCAGGCGACGUGAUCUUGACGGAGAAAGCCUGGAUGGCGGCGAUCAGUCCGGAGUUGAAGUACAAAAACUGCAAUCACUGCUCGAUCGACAACUUUCACAGUUUGAUCCCUUGUCCGAACUGCGUCUCGGUCAUGUACUGCAGUGAAAAGUGCCGGGAAGAAAACUACAGGGUCAGCCAUAGGUUCGAGUGUGGAAUUUCCGAGAAGCUGCAUCAUAUUUCAUAUGGGAGUAGUCGGGUCUUCAUGGGGCCGCGAUCGUUCUUCUACGGAUUGACACUCUUUGGCGAUGACCUGAAGGACAUGAUGGACUUUUGCCAAGCAAACGGCAGAACCGGAGCUAAUCCGCUGUCCCUGGAUUACACCAGCUACGAUCCGCUGCAAGAGUUCAAGAUCUUCCACAAGGUUAAGCUUCCAACCGACAACUUUCUGUACGAAGAUUCAUUCCGCUUCUACGCGGCGGUUUAUUAUUCGGUUUACAUCAAGCAGCCUCUGGUACGAUCCCUCGUAGCCACCAAACCUCAGAGAGACUUCAUGCUUCGUUGCUUCCUGGACUACAUGCGCAUCAUCGGAUUCCUGAUUAUUGGGCCCCGUCAGAACUUCACCAACCAGCUGUUCUCGAUCGCAUCCGUCUGCAACCAUUCCUGCGAUCCGAACACGCUCGCCGCGGUCUACUGUAAUCAACUGAAAUUGAUCACCCUUCGUCCGAUCGCAGCAGGCGAGCAGAUCCAAAUAUCGUACGGACCCCUGGCCAGGCAGGGCUCCGAUGCCGAACGGCGUCAAGCUCUGACCAUGUACCACUUCGAUUGCAUCUGCGAUUGCUGUGAUGCGGCCAAAGCGCGCCUUCGGAAGGCCGCCGCCAAAAAGCUGCCCUCGAUCCCCUUGAAAAACCUGAUGGCGGUCAAUCAGUUGCUGGAGGACGAUGAUGCGGAUGACGCGGCCAAGCUGACCAUGCUGCAGCAGUUUGCCGAACGGUACGCGUACACCUACCCAAAGAAGCACUACCUGGAGCUGUCGGAUCUCUAUCGGAAGGUACUGAAUAUUACGUUCGACAAGGAGGUGCAGGAUCGUCUGCGUAACGGAGCUGUUGAGCAGAAGUGAUUUUCUUGAUUUCUGUUUCGUUUAUGAUCUUUUUUUUUGGUUUUUCUUGUUGAAUUCGAAUAAUUUGUGUUACUUUUCUACUUAUUUCCAAGUAAACAGAACCUCAGUUUAAUCGUGUAUGUUUUUUUAAUU